Cladocopium goreaui is the source of this 985-nucleotide messenger RNA. Lineage: Eukaryota; Dinophyceae; Suessiales; Symbiodiniaceae. The record is from the annotation of a GenBank genome assembly.
UUGGUGGUGUUAUAAAGGAAAGCAAACACUCCACCAGCUGAACAACUUCGAGUCUUGCGCAGUGCCAUGUGUUGUUGGGAGAACACCUGCGAAUUCACCUGGGAUGUGGUUUUGGUGGUCCUUGCCUUGGCUUCAUCCAUUGCCGGACUCAUCUUUGGCGUUCAGGGCUACCUGGAGGGGAAGAGCUGUUGUGAUGGUUGGGGAAGUCAUGCCGCGACGGUGCUGAGCAAUGUGGAGGCCCUCGCAGCAUUGCUUCUCUUUACGAUCCCGCCGUACACGGCGCUUUGCAGCUGGGUGCUGAUCCAGUCCUUCUUUCACAUGGGGCAGUUUCAGAUCACGCGCUUGGACAGUCUCACGACCUCAACUGGUUUGAGAUGUCUUCAGCUGAUAUCGCAUGCCGCGUUCUUUGCCACGCUGCUCACCUCACAACUCUUGCUCUGCUGGCUUGUUGGAACCUCGUUGCUGGGACACUUCUGCGGCAAUCACCUCAUGGUUUCGCCCGCGCAAGUGCUGGUGGCAGGUAUCUCGCAUUCACCACAGGAUGCACUGAAGAACUUUUUUGGUGAAGCUGAAGUGCCUUUUCUGAUGCUCGGUAUCAGGGACUCCUUGAAAGGGCUGAAUCUCAACACCUACUGCCAGCAAGUUCCUGAUGCGGACAAGUACAUCUUCAACAUGUGGUUGGGAUCCUUUUUGCUGAUGAUCAGCCAGUCGCUCAUGGCCAUUGCCCUACGCGGUGAAAAGCAACGCGUCAAUGUCCACGAGGAAAUGGGCGAGGAUUAUGGGUUGGCCGGCGAGGCCGUCACCGGACUUUUAAAGAAUCCAGCAGCUGUCUCUGGUGUGGCUUCCUUGUUCGGCGGACCGAUUGCUGGUGGUCUUGCAGGUGCUGCAGCCGAAGCUUAUGAUUCGCGGCAAUCGGGCCAGGGAUUUUGGCCAAUGAGCCGGUCCUGAUUUUGGUCACUUUCUGUCGCCAAAAAAUCGAGAAAAA